Coregonus sp. 'balchen' is the source of this 11629-nucleotide messenger RNA. The record is from the annotation of a GenBank genome assembly. NCBI's taxonomy places the organism in Eukaryota, Metazoa, Chordata, Actinopteri, Salmoniformes, Salmonidae.
CUGGUGGAGAUCGACUCUAAGAACCACAUAUACAUCCUCAUCAACAAACUGGAGCAGCUGGAGGGAGAACCUCUCAACAUGUAGGUCACUGAACCCCUCAACAUGUAGGUCACUGACCCCCUCAACAUGUAGGUCACUGACCCCCUCAACAUGUAGGUCACUGACCCCCUCAACAUGUAGGUCACUGACCCCCUCAACAUGCAGGUCACUGACCCCCUCAACAUGCAGGUCACUGAACCUCUCAACAUGUAGGUCACUGACCCCCUCAACAUGCAGGUCACUGACCCCCUCAACAUGUAGGUCACUGAACCUCUCAACAUGUAGGUCACUGACCCCCUCAACAUGUAGGUCACUGAACCUCUCAACAUGUAGGUCACUGAACCUCUCAACAUGUAGGUCACUGACCCCCUCAACAUGUAGGUCACUGAACCUCUCAACAUGCAGGUCACUGACCCCCUCAACAUGUAGGUCACUGACCCCCUCAACAUGUAGGUCACUGAACCCCUCAACAUGUAGGUCACUGACCCCUCACAUGUAGUCACUGACCCCUCAACAUGUAGGUCAUGACCCUCACAUGUAGGUCACUGACCCCCUCAACAUGCAGGUCCUGACCCCCUCAACAUGUAGGUCACUGAACUCUCAACAUGUAGGUCACUGAACCUCACAUGAGGUCACUGACCCUCAACAUGGUGGGUCACUGACCCCCUCAACAUGUAGGUCACUGACCCUCAAACAUGUAGUCAUGGACCCUCAACAUGUAGGUCACUGACCCUCAACAUGUAGGUCACUGACCCUCAACAUGUAGGUCACUGACCCCUCAACAUGUAGGUCACUGACCCCUCAACAUGCAGGUCACUGACCCCUCAACAUGCAGGUCACUGAACCUCUCAACAUGUAGGUCACUGACCCUCACAGCAGGUCACUGACCCCUCACAUGAGGUCACUGAACCUCUCAACAUGUAGGUCACUGAACCUCUCAACAUGUAGGUCACUGUGUGGAGCAGCUAGUGGGAGAACCUCCUCCCCCAUCCAGGGGGUGUACUGUACAUCAAGCUGUCUCCCUACAGAAACAGGAGAUGGACUAGUGUCCUGUCCAGGGGGUGUACUGUACAUCAAGCCGUCUCCCUACAGAAACAGGAGAUGGACUAGUGUCCUGUCCAGGGGGUGUACUGUACAUCAAGCCGUCUCCCUACAGAAACAGGAGAUGGACUAGUGUCCUGUCCAGGGGGUGUACUGUACAUCAAGCCGUCUCCCUACAGAAACAGGAGAUGGACUAGUGUCCUGUCCAGGGGGUGUACUGUACAUCAAGCUGUCUCACUACAGAAACAGGAGAUAGACUAGUGUCCUGUCCAGGGGGUGUACUGGUACAUCAAGCUGCCUCACCUUACAGAAACAGGAGAUAGACUAGUGUCCUGUCCAGGGGGUGUACUGUACAUCAAGCUGUCUCACUACAGAAACAGGAGAUAGACUAGUGUCCUGUCCAGGGGGUGUACUGGUACAUCAAGCCGUCUCCCUACAGAAACAGGAGAUGGACUAGUGUCCUGUCCAGGGGGUGUACUGUACAUCAAGCUGUCUCCCUACAGAAACAGGAGAUGGACUAGUGUCCUGUCCAGGGGGUGUACUGGUACAUCAAGCUGUCUCCCUACAGAAACAGGAGAUGGACUAGUGUCCUGUCCAGGGGGUGUACUGUACAUCAAGCUGUCUCCCUACAGAAACAGGAGAUGGACUAGUGUCCUGUCCAGGGGGUGUACUGUACAUCAAGCUGUCUCCCUACAGAAACACUACUAUUUCUUGUACAAGGCUACAUAUAUGGAUGUUUACCUGUGUGUGUGUGUAUGUGUGUAUAUACAGGAGUCCCAGUAAUCCAAAGACCGGUCUACUCUUCGUAAUCCUCAGCAUCGUCUUCAUGAAGGGGGGUGUGGUCAAGGAGAGUGAGUGUUCCGUUGGCCCUAUCCCACUUCUGACACCAGUGUAGCCAAUUUGGGGCAAAAUAGGGGGCCACAACUGUAUUUUUGUAAAAAAUAAAUAUUUUCCAAUUCCUGUCUGUCCACCCCACUUAUUGAUGUCCCCCCCUCACUGAGAUGUCCCAUCAUGCUUUGUGUUUGUAGGUAUGGUGUGGAACACACUGAAGAAGCUGAGAGUUGAUCCAGGGUAAGUGUGUGUAGCUUAGCAGUAUAGCUUCCUUCACCGUCCCGUCACUGGGUUCCAUCCUCUGCUUCUUCCUUCACCGUCCCGGCCCGUCACUGGGUUCCAUCCUCUGCUUCUUCCUUCACCGUCCCGGCCCGUCACUGGGUUCCAUCCUCUGCUUCUUCCUUCACCGUCCCGUCACUGGGUUCCAUCCUCUGCUUCUUCCUUCACCGUCCCGUCACUGGGUUCCAUCCUCUGCUUCUUCCUUCACCGUCCCGGCCCGUCACUGGGUUCCAUCCUCUGCUUCUUCCUUCACCGUCCCGGCCCGUCACUGGGUUCCAUCCUCUGCUUCUUCCUUCACCGUCCCGGCCCGUCACUGGGUUUCAUCCUCUGCUUCUUCCUUCACCGUCCCGUCACUGGGUUCCAUCCUCUGCUUCUUCCUUCACCGUCCCGGCCCGUCACUGGGUUCCAUCCUCUGCUUCUUCCUUCACCGUCCCGUCACUGGGUUCCAUCCUCUGCUUCUUCCUUCACCGUCCCGUCACUGGGUUCCAUCCUCUGCUUCUUCCUUCACCGUCCCGGCCCGUCACUGGGUUCCAUCCUCUGCUUCUUCCUUCACCGUCCCGGCCCGUCACUGGGUUCCAUCCUCUGCUUCUUCCUUCACCGUCCCGUCACUGGGUUCCAUCCUCUGCUUCUUCCUUCACCGUCCCGGCCCGUCACUGGGUUCCAUCCUCUGCUUCUUCCUUCACCGUCCCGGCCCGUCACUGGGUUCCAUCCUCUGCUUCUUCCUUCACCGUCCCGGCCCGUCACUGGGUUCCAUCCUCUGCUUCUUCCUUCACCGUCCCGGCCCGUCACUGGGUUCCAUCCUCUGCUUCUUCCUUCACCGUCCCCGUCACUGGGUUCCAUCCUCUGCUUCUUCCUUCACCGUCCCGGCCCGUCACUGGGUUCCAUCCUCUGCUUCUUCCUUCACCGUCCCGGCCCGUCACUGGGUUCCAUCCUCUGCUUCUUCCUUCACCGUCCCGGCCCGUCACUGGGUUCCAUCCUCUGCUUCUCAAACACACGUACUUAUGUCCAGUUGCGCCACAGAAAGACAUUCAAGCUGUGGAGUGAGGUUAAAGGUUAAAGGAUGAUCUGUGUGUUAACUGUUGUGAUUUCCCCCCCCCCCCCCCAGGGAGAGACACGAAAUCUUUGGAGACGUGAAGAAGGUCGUUACUGAUGAGUUUGUCCGUCAGAGGUGAGUCUCUCUCCACUCCAUGAUCAGUCUAUACUUUUAAUGGUAGGUUUAUUUGAACAGUGAGAGACAGAAUAACAACUAAAAAAUCCAGAAAAAUGCAUGUCAAAAAUGUUAUAAAUUGAUUUGCAUUUUAAUGAGGGAAAUAAGUAUUUGACCCCUCUGCAAAACAUGACUUAAUACUUGGUAGCAAAACCCUUGUUGGCAGGAGGGAUUUUGUCCCACUCCUCUUUGCAGAUCUUCUCGAAGUCAUUAAGGUUUCGAAGCUGACGUUUGGCAACUCGAACCUUCAGCUCCCUCCACAGAUAUUCUAUGGGAUUAAGGUCUGGAGACUGGCUAGGCCACUCCAGGACCUUAAUGUGCUUAUUCUUGAGCCACUCCUUUGUUGCCUUGGCCAUGUGUUUUGGGUCAUUGUCAUGCUGGAAUACCCAUCCACAACCCAUUUCCAAUGCCCUGGCUGAGGGAAGGAGGUUCUCACCCAUGAUUUGACGGUACAUGGCCCCGUCCAUCGUCCCUUUGAUGCGGUGAAGUUGUCCUGUCCCCUUAGCAGAAAAACACCCCCAAAGCAUAAUGUUUCCACCUCCAUGUUUGAUGGUGGGGAUGGUUUCUUGGGGUCAUAGGCAGCAUUCCUCCUCCUCCAAACAUGGCGAGUUGAGUUGAUGCCAAAGAGCUCGAUUUUGGUCUCAUCUGACCACAACACUUUUACCCAGUUCUCCUCUGAAUCAUUCAGAUGUUCAUUGGCAAACUUCAGACGGGCCUGUAUAUGUGCUUUCUUGAGCAGGGGGACCUUGUGGGCGCUGCAGGAUUUCAGUCCUUCACGGCGUAGUGUGUUACCAAUUGUUUUCUUGGUGACUAUGGUCCCAGCUGCCUUGAGAUCAUUGACAAGAUCCUCCCGUGUAGUUCUGGGCUGAUUCCUCACCGUUCUCAUGAUCAUUGCAACUCCACGAGGUGAGAUCUUGCAUGGAGCCCCAGGCCGAGGGAGAUUGACAGUUCUUUUGUGUUUCUUCCAUUUGCGAAUAAUCGGACCAUCGGUUGUCACCUUCUCACCAAGCUGCUUGGCGAUGGUCUUGUAGCCCAUUCCAUUCUUGUGUAGGUCUACAAUCUUGUCCCUGACAUCCUUGGAGAGCUCUUUGGUCUUGGCCAUGGUGGAGAGUUUGGAAUCUGAUUGAUUGAUUGCUUCUGUGGACAGGUGUCUUUUUAUACAGGUAACAAACUGAGAUUAGGAGCACUCCCUUUAAAAGUGUGCUCCUAAUCUCAGCUCGUUACCUGUAUAAAAGACACCUGGGAGCCAGAAAUCUUUCGGAUUGAGAAGGGGUCAUAUACUUAUUUCCCUAAUUGAAAUGCAAAUCAAUGUAUAACAUUUUUGACAUGCGUUUUUCUGGAUUUUGUUGUUGUUAUUCUGUCUCUCACUGUUCAAAUAAACCUACCAUUAAAAUGAUAGACUGAUCAUUUCUUUGUCAGUGGGCAAACGUACAAAAUCAGCAGGGGAUCGAAUACCUUUUUCCCUCCCUGUAUCUGUGUGUGAUAACCAGAGACUGACUGAGUAGUCGACUUUAUAAAAUGUGCUGAUCUAUUCUUGGACCUCUGGUAUUUCUCUAAAUACUUUUUACCCAUCAAUUGAUUCAACUACCCAUCAAUUGAUUCAACUACCCAUCAAAUGAUUCAACUACCCAUCAAAUGAUUCAACUACCCAUCAAAUGAUUCAACUACCCGUCAAAUGAUUCAACUACCCGUCAAAUGAUUCAACUCCCCGUCAAAUGAAUAGACUAAACUUGUGUGUAGGUAUCUGGAGUAUGUGCGAAUCCCACACACGGAGCCGUUGGAGUUUGAGUUCCGUUGGGGUCAGAGGGCGGACAUGGAGGUGUCAAAGGUCAAAGUACUGGAGUUCAUUGGACAGGUGAGACACUGCCGCCUCCUGUUUGACAUUAAUGAAUGUGUUCAAUAGGUUUCUCUGGUCUAUAGUAGUAAAUGCCAAAUUCUCUCUCUCUCUCUCUCUCUCUAUAUAUAUAUAUAUAUAUAUAUAUAUAUAUAUAUAUAUAAUAUAUUUAUUAUUAUUAUUAUUUUGGGGAGACCUAAAGGGGUCCUAAAAUUCCAACUCAAAUAGUCAAAUGAUCCAUAGUAUCUUAAAACAAUUCCAUAUGUCAGCUUAGCUUACAAAUUCUGCAUUUAUAUAAAAGUCAACAACAAACAGAUAAAACACAUUAUUUAGCUAUUAACAUUUAAUUUAAUUUAAUAUGCCAUUUAGCAGACGCUUUUAUCCAAAGCGACUUACAGUCAUGCAUGCAUACAUUUUUGUGUAUGGGUGGUCCCGGGGAUCGAACCCACUACCUUGGCGUUACAAGCGCCGUGCUCUACCAGCUGAGCUACAGAGGACCAGUGAUUUAUAGAUGACCUGGAGCCAGUGGGUUUGGCGACGAAUAUGUAGUGAGGGCCAGCCAACGAGAGCAUACAGGUCACAAUGGUGGGUAGUAUAUGGAAGCUUUGGUGACAAAACGGAUGGCACUGUGAUAGACUACAUCCAAUUUGCUGAGUAGAGUGUUGGAGGCUAUUUUGUAAAUGACAUCGCCGAAGUCAAGGAUCGAUAGGAUAGUCAGUUUUACGAGGGCAUGUUUGGCAGCAUGAGUGAAGGAGGCUUUGUUGCGAAAUAGGAAGCCGAUUCUAGAUCUAACUUUGGAUUGGAGAUUCUUUAUGUGAGUCUGGAAGGAGAGUUUACGGUCUAACCAGACACCUAGGUAUUUGUAGUUGUCCACAAAUUCAGACCCCUUGACUUUUUCCACAUUUUGUUACGUUACAGCCUUAUUCUAAAAUUGAUUAAAUUCAUUUUUUCCCUCAAUCUACAUACAGUACCCGAUAAUGACAAAGCGAAAACAGGUUUUUUGAAAUGUUAGCAAAUUUAUUAAAAAUGUAAAACUGAAAUAUUACAUUUACAUACGUAUUCAGACUCUUUGCUAUGAGACUCGAAAUUGAGCUCAGGUGCAUCCUGUUUCAAUUGGUCAUCCUUGAGAUAUUUCUACAACUUGAUUGGAGUCUACCUGUGGUAAAUUCAAUUGAUUGGACAUGAUUUGGAAAGGCACACACCUGUCUAUAUAAGGUCCCACAGUUGACAGUGCAUGUCAGAGCAAAAACCAAGUCAUGAGGUCGAAGGAAUUGUCCGUAGAGCUCUGAGACAGGAUUGUGUCGAGGCACAGAUCUGGGGAAGGGUACCAAAACAUUUCUGCUGCAUUGAAGGUCGCCAAGAACACAGUGGCCUCCAUCAUUCUUAAAUGGAAGACGUUUGGAACCACCAAGACUCUUUCUAGAGCUGGCCGCCCGGCCAAACUGAGCAAUUGGGGGAGAAGGGCCUUGGUCAGGGAGGUGACCAAGAACCCGAUGGUCACUCUGACAGAGCUCCUCUGUGGAGAUGGGAGAACCUUCCAGAAGGACAACCAUCUCUGCAGCACUCCACCAAUCAGGCCUUUAUGGUAGAGUGACCAGACGGAAGCCACUCCUCAGUAAAAGGCACAUGACAGCCCGCUUGGAGUUUGCCAAAAGGCACCUAAAGGACUCUCAGACCAUGAGAAACAAGAUUCUCUGGUCUGAUGAAACCAAGAUUGAACUCUUUGGCCUGAAUGCUAAGCGUCACGUCUGGAGGAAACCUGGCACCAUCCCUACGGUGAAGCAUGGUGGUGGCAGCAUCAUGCUGUGGGGAUGUUUUUCAGAGGCAGACUGGGAAGAUAGUCAGGAUCAAGGGAAAGAUGAACAGAGCAAAGUACAGAGUACUGAGUAAAAGGUCUGAAUACUUAUGUAAAUGUGAUAUUUCAGUUUAUUUUAAAUACAUUUGAUAACAUUUCUAAAAACCUGUUUAUGCUUUGUAAUAAUGGGGUAUGGUGUGUAGAUUUGAUGGGAAAAAACAAUUGAAUCCAUUUUAAAAUAAGGCUGUAACAUAACAAAAUGUGGAAAAAGUCAAGGGGUCUAUAUACCUUCCGAAUGCACUGUAUAAUUGUAUAUGUGGGGUACAGGGAUGGGGUAGUUAUUCAAAAAUCAUGUUAGCCACUAUUAUUGAACACGGAAUGAGUCCGUGCAACUUAUUAUGCUCUUUGCUAAGCACAUUUUUACUCCUAAACGUAUUUAGGCUUAAUAUAACAAAGUGGUUGAAUACUUAUUGACUCAAGACAUUUCAGUUUUUAAUUUUAAUAAAUGUCUACAAAUAAAAUUCCACUGUCAUUAUGGGGUAUUGUGUGUAGAUCAGUGACACAAUCUCAAUUUAAUCUAUUUUAAAUUCAGGCUGAAACACAACAACAUGUGGAAAAAGCGGUGUGAACACUUUCUGUAGGCGCCGUUUCUCUUCAUUGAGCAGAGCGGCCCAACUGGGAACCGUUGCUAUGGAAACUCCCUCCGAGCCGCCAUGAGCAGGCAGAACGAGCUGCCUGUGGCAGGGAGCGAUCGGGUGACAGACAGACAGACAGGAGCAGCUAAUGGAUUUACUAACGGAGGAAGUUAUUUCUGGUUUCAGCAGGACCUUGCCUUAAAUUUGGCAGAAGCAAUUGGGCCAGGGUAGGGUAGGGCCUGAACGUCGAGGGCAUGGGUAGGGCUUAAAAUGAAUGCCUGUUCAGGGCUCUGCCUACUUGCUUCGUCCUCCUUCUCAGGAUCGUGCUAUGGGCUCUAAAUAACUCAACUGGCUAGUUUGCCUGUCUGUAAAGAAAAGGGCGGGGUGUACCCCUCUGAUUGGAUAGAGAGAAGCUCCUCCUCCGAUCACUCGCUUCAUACUUCACUCGAUAACUUCUCAUCGCACUUUGUUCAACUCCUGACCCACAAAACUCCUGACCCACAAAACUACUGAAGCAUACACAUAAUUGAAGGGAAAAUCCAACCAAAACUACUAAUUCCUAUAAUUUACAGUGUUAAAUAACACUAAUAUGUGAACAAUUAUUUUGGUGAACAAAUGUUUCAUUUUGGCAUUAUAAGGUUGGCAGCAACGUGAAAAUUGAUGUGGAAAUCUGUAGCAGCUCAAGUCGACUACAAAAUCCACAAUGCAAUGCUGUCUAUGGGCUGGCUGGCUAGCUAGCAAACGUAGCUACACACAAUAAUACCAAAGACAAUAUCAGCAUGUGAAGUAGCUAGUUAGCUGUAAAAUCGCCAAAAAAAACUGCACUAUCAAUUUAGGAGUCUACAAUCUCACCAUGUUUAACCUGCAGAUCGAUGUGCCUCACAGAGUGGAGUCUGACAUUUGCAAUGGCAGAGAUACUUUUGAGGAAAUGGGAAACUCCAUUGGAAUUGUAUUAACGCCCAUUGUGUACUUUUCCCAUGCUACGUCAAUGUGCCGCGCAGUGCAUUCUGGGACAAGGAGUGAAUGGGAGUCAAUUGGGCGCUAGCUCAAAAACCCAACAUUAGCAUGAAUUUUGUCAACAAGAAGUACAACAUCAUACAUCUUUUCAGAGAUGUGAAAUAAUUAACUUGAUAUCUGUAAUAUUGUAUAGCGUUGGGAUCGUGACAUUUACGUACUUUCGAGGAAAAUAGGCAUGUUUCUCGACUCAUACCCUGACUUUGAGAAGGGAUUGCGUGACACAGCAUGACAACAUGAACGCGAUUGGUCGACAGUCUGCUGGGUGGGGUGUUAUCCGUUCCUCCAUUAAUGCCCAAUGGGAUUCCUGUCUCCUUUCUCUAAUAUCUCUGGCAACGGCACCAUGCAAUGCACCCUGGACUGAAGAGGCAGACAAAUAGGAGAAAGGUGCUAGACCCUCUUAAAUUACAUAUUUCUCAAGGUGGGAAUAUCGCAAAAAUAUGACCAAUGGCUCAUUUCGAGAGAAGACAUCUUCCCGAGUUAUGACGUCGUCCAGUAUUGAAAUCUGGUGAUAGUCGUUUUCGCAAUCUAUUUUUUCUCCUUCCUAUUAACUUCGUGUAGCGAGAGCGGCUUUAUCACUACGUCAUACUGGCCGAAUUUCUGUGUGCUUGAACACCAAUAACUCAAGAUACAGAUGAAAACAUGAAAUGACCCAGGGAAUCAAUAGAACAUCACUCAGAGAUGCACAAAAACAAUAUAACAUUCAAAAUGGGUGAAUCUUUACUUAAACUAUUUUAUGGCCUAUUUAUUGCCUUACCUCCAUAACUUACUACAUUUGCACACACUGUAUAUAGAUUUUCUGUUGUGUUAUUGACUUUGUUUUGUUUUACCCCAUAUGUAACUCUGUGUUGUUGUUUUUAUCGCACUGCUUUGCUUUAUCUUGGCCAGGUCGCAGUUGUAAAUGAGAACUUGUUCUCAACUGGCUUACCUGGUUAAAUAAAGGUGAAAUAAAAUUUUAAAAAACGUUUAAAAAAACUACUGAGCCACAACUACAAAACUACUGAACCGCAACUAUUGACCACAACACCAAUCCUGCCCACAACUACUGACCACAGCUGUUGACCACAACUACUGACCACAACCACUAAACUACUGACCACAACUACACAUCUACUGAACCGCAACUAUUGACCACAACACCAAUCCUGCCCACAACUACUGACCACAAUUACUGGCCACAACUACUGACCACAAUACCACUAAACUACUGACCACAACUACUGACCACAAUACCACUCCUGACCACAAUUACUGGUCACAACUACAGACCACACACUUAGUAUUUGACUUCUUCUGCACGCUCUAGAAAACAAUUUAAGAUAUUAACAUGAAACCAACUUCCAAAUGUCCAGACUGACCUAACUCAGAUUGCUUGGGAUUUUUAUUUAUUUUUUUACAGCAUUUUCACUUUUUGAAUUACCAAUGUAAUGAGCUCCCAUACAUUUAAAUGAAAAAUGGCCCAUAUACUUGAUGUAAAACACUGGCAAAUAAUGGCCAUGGAGACUGAAAUGAGAAAUCAACCACAUUGGAUGAUAGACUAACUUGGCCUUCUUUCACAUUUGUCUAAAGCUAUCAACUCAAACCAACAGUGGGAUGUUUAAGACUGACCCAACUUAGAAGCUAUCAACUCCAAACCAACAUUGGGAUGUUUAGACUGACCCAACUUAGAAGCUAUCAACUCCAAACCAACAUUGGGAUGUUUAGACUGACCCAACUUAGAAGCUAUCAACUCCAAACCAACAUUGGGAUGUUUAGACUGACCCAACUUAGAUUACUUGCAUUCAGAUGUUUGAUACCAUUUAUAGUGCAUAAAUGAACAUUUUGAAUGAGAGCCAUAGACAUACAGAGAUAGCUAUUUAAAACGGUCCUUGGCCAGCUAAGCUAGCUAGAAGAACAACUUUAAAACCUUUAGGCUAUCCUUACUUCAAAUUCUUUAAAACUUUUAUCAACUAUAACUAUGGGAUUUACAUCAAAUAACCCACCAACAGUAACUCCUGAACCAUUCAAGCUAGAGACCCCAAACCAACUUUCUCAUGUUCAGGCUAUCCUAAAUUCAAAUUAUUUUAAAAUAUUGAUCUAUAACGAUAUAUACAUUUGCAUAAAAUAACUUGCCAACAGUAACUCUUGGACUGUUUUAAGCUAGAUACACCAAACUAAAUUUCACAUGUUCAGGCUAUUUUAUCAUAUCCAGUCAUUCAAUCAAUCAAUCUUUUCAUCUAUAACCAGUGCUAUAAUGUGUUACUUUAAACCAGCAAACACACCACAUUUUCUUCAGGAAGUGUACUUUUCUAGUUUAUAGAAUUUUUCUGAAAUUAAUUAAUUUUACUUUGAAAUUGUGGAGUAGAUUGUGGGGGGUGGGGGGGGAUCUUUAUUUAAUCUCUUUUUAGAUUAGAAAUGUAACGCAACAAAAUGUAAACUUUGCAAAGGUGUGUAGACUUUCACUAGGCACUGUAGCUAUAUAACUGAGGUUGUCCUCUCUCCUGUCUGUCCUCUCUCCUGUCUGUCCUCUCUCCUGUCUGUCCUCUCUCCUGUCUGUCCUCUCUCCUGUCUGUCCUCUCUCCUGUCUGUCCUCUCUCCUGUCUGUCCUCUCUCCUGUCUGUCCUCUCGCCUGUCUGUCCUCUCUCCUGUCUGUCCUCUCUCCUGUCUGUCCUUCGUCGUCCCUGUCCUCUCUCUGUCACUGUCCCUCUCCCGCCCUGUCUGUCCUCUCUCCUGUCUGUCCUCCUCUCCUGUCUUUCCUCUCUCCUGUCCGUCCUCUCCCUGUCUGUCCCUCUCUCCGGUCUGUCCCCUCUUCUCCUGUCUGUCCUCUCUCCUGUCUGUCCUCUCUCCUGUCUGUUAGCUCCAUGGACAGGAUCCUCAGAGCUGGGACUCAGCAGUACAGAGAAGCCACCGCCCCUCCCGCCGCCCCGGCAGUUAUCACCUCCGCUAACACGAGCGCCAGCGCUAGCCAGAGAUAG